Selaginella moellendorffii is the source of this 2534-nucleotide messenger RNA. Its product is annotated as glycogen synthase-like. The transcript is spliced from 15 exons. The record is from RefSeq and is a predicted model, not a curated record. Lineage: Eukaryota; Viridiplantae; Streptophyta; Lycopodiopsida; Selaginellales; Selaginellaceae. Gene Ontology annotation, molecular function: alpha-1,4-glucan glucosyltransferase (UDP-glucose donor) activity. The coding region runs from base 399 to 2405 and encodes 668 amino acids.
UAAGUCGUCCCUCGCAGAAAGCGCUACAUUCUUCUUCCUUUAUUUCACUGCCUAGUAGAGAACAGUCCCCUUGCCCUAGCUCCUCGAUCGAGCGAUUGUUUCUCAGUAGAGGAGCUCCGAUCGCGUUGCUCGCCGGCGCCUAGGCCGGCAGCAGAGAUAGCACAGGCAGAGGCAGCACAUCGAGCACCAGAAGAAAAUUCCCCUCAUCGCGAUCGCGCUAUCUUGCCCUAAUCCCUACGCCCAAAUUUAUUCCCCCCUUUUUGACCUAGAACUUGUUCUUUCCGCGAUCGACAAUGCGGCAUCGGCGAUGCCGCUUCUCCGGUAAGAAAUCGUUGCGAUGGACGCCACAGCUGUGACUCGCGCGAUCGCGUGAGAGGAAUCGGCGAGAAUUUCUGGGAAUGGCGAGCGUUUUGCCGCUGGGGCAGAUCCUCUGUGGCCGCGAGAUCAGUGCUGGCAAUAUCGGCGCUCGAGGACUGCCUUUGCGGGUGAGGGUGAGUUUCAUCGGCAGCUCCAGGAGGAAAUCCAGCAAGUAUGACCACUAUUUCGCUUCUUCCAAUGUGGAUCUCGAGUCGGCCGAGGAGAAGAUCCAGCGCCUUACCGCCACCGUCGAGAGGCUCAAGGCACGCAUUGCGGAGCUGGAGGGUUUGGUCCCAAGCACAAGAUCUCGCGUGGAAGAGAGCAUGGAGCAGCAGCCAACUCCAAAGCAACUUCUAAAGAGCAUCACGAUGAACGUACCAGUGUUGAAGCCGGAGCCAUCGCAAAAACUGGGAGAAAUCGAUCGACUACCGAGUAUCGUCUGGCCGUCCCCGAGCGAUGAGAUACCGCUUUGGAACCGAGGUCGACUGAGGCAUGAAGUAGCAGGGCUUGGGUCGACAAAGGACGUAGAAAACGAUCGAAAUCCACUCUAUAUCAUCCAUGUCACGGCGGAGAUGGUGCCUCUAGCAAAGGUUGGAGGUUUGGCGGACGUGGUUACUGGUUUGAGCCGGGCAUGCAUUGACAGGGGACACAAAGUGGAGAUCAUGAUUCCUUUCUACGAGUGCAUACCAGGUGAACAGAUCAAAGGCUUCAGUCCUGGUGAAUCCUACUCGUCUUAUCACAACGGGAACUGGAUCUCGGUUCAAGUUUACCGAGGCAAGAUCGCUGGAGUGUCGGUCUUACUUGUCCAGCCGAAGAACCAGUUUUUCAAGGGGUCAAGUAUCUAUGGUGGAUCUUACGACGAACUUGAAGCGUAUUUGUUUUUCAGCCGUGCUUGCUUGGAGUGGAUGCAGGUGACAAACAAUCACCCGGAUAUCAUCCACGCUCAUGAGUGGCAUACUGGAGCUGUAUCGAUGCUUUACUGGGAUAUGUAUCAUCACUUGUCCUUGAAGAAACCAAGACUUGUGCUUACUAUUCACAACAUGGAGCAUUACGGAGAAUGCAGGAUGGAACAGCUCAACAUGUGCGGUCUAGAAGGUUCAACUUAUCGCACAUCUGAUAAAGUAGAAGCUGUCGAUGAUCGAACAAUCGGACACAAUCCUGAGAGGCUCAGCUUGCUCAAGGGAGGGAUUGUGUACAGCAAUGCUGUAACAACUGUGUCACCGUCUUAUGUCAAUGAGACGCUUUGCUCGGGAUGGCUGUCAAGCACUUUGAUGAAGCACCGUUCCAAAUAUUUUGGGAUCCUGAACGGGAUCGACACAGAGCUAUGGAACCCGGAGACAGAUCCUUACCUGCCCGUGGGAUUUUCAGCAACGGAUUUAAUGGGAAAACAAGCUUGUAAGCAGUAUCUACAGAGAGGCCUUGGGCUUGAACCGGACGAGUUGCCCACUCAAAGGAAGACAUACCAAGAAUGCAAGCGUUCGCCUUUGAUCGUGUGCAUCACGAGAUUGGUGGCUCAGAAAGGGAUUCAUCUUAUACGGCAUGCCAUGUAUCACGUAGAUCAAAUGGAUGGCCAAUUCGUGCUUCUAGGCACGUCACGCGAUCCUCGUGUGAAGGGAGAAUUCGAGCACCACGCUACAAAGUUCGGGGAUAGUAAGAAGGUGCGAUUGCUGCUGACAUACAGUGAGGAGUUAGCGCAUUUGCUAUAUGCAGCAGCGGAUAUCGUACUGGUGCCAUCCAUGUUUGAGCCUUGUGGCUUGACUCAGAUGAUUGGGAUGCGAUAUGGAGCGAUUCCUGUUGUCCGAAAGACGGGUGGCUUGGCCGAUACUGUUUUCGACGUGGAGCAUUCGAAAGCGAUUGACGCCAAUGGGUUUGUUUUCGAAGGAAUCGACGAGAGGUCGCUCAACAGUGCCUUGGAUCGUGCUCUGCAACAGUUUUGCGAGAAGCCCCACCACUGGCAGGCUUUGGUUUCGAAAGUUAUGCUGCUAGACAACAGCUGGAACAAAUCCGCUAGGGAGUACGUCAGUGUUUACAACUCUGUGCGUGUCUAAGCUAAGCGAGAUAAAGGGAAUGAAAGUAUGGAAUAAUUAUAAACUGUGACAUGAUCGUAACUCCAUGACUCUAGGAGCAAAUCAUGGAAGUUUAAAAAACUACCAAACUACCACUUUCUUCGAGUCAAA